AGAAGACUGACAGAAGAAGCAGCUAGCUGAACAGCUAUAAGAUGCCCAAAUCUGGGUUCACAAAACCAGUUCAGAGUGAAAAUUCUGACAGUGACAGCAAUAUGGUAGAAAAACCAUAUGGAAGAAAGAGUAAAGACAAGAUUGCAUCCUAUAGCAAAACUCCAAAAAUUGAUCGAAAUGAUGUGGGCAAGGAGAUGAAAGAGAAAUCAUCCAUGAAACGUAAACUUCCUUUUACCAUCAGCCCAUCAAGAAAUGAAGAACGAGAUUCAGACACAGAUUCAGACCCAGGACAUACAAGUGAGAAUUGGGGGGAGAGACUUAUAUCUUCUUACAGGACAUGCUCAGAGAAAGAAGGUCCAGAAAAGAAGAAAACCAAAAAGGAAGCUGGAACUAAGAAGUCCACUCCAGUUAGCAUUCUCUUUGGUUACCCACUCUCAGAGCGAAAGCAGAUGGCACUUCUUAUGCAGAUGACAGCACGGGACAAUAGUCCAGAUACCACACCAAAUCAUCCAUCGCAAACACCAGCCCAAAAGAAAACUCCCAGUUCCUCAUCUCGACAAAAAGAUAAAGUUAAUAAAAGAAAUGAACGUGGUGAAACUCCUUUACAUAUGGCAGCUAUUCGAGGAGAUGUAAAACAAGUCAAAGAACUAAUAAGUUUAGGGGCAAAUGUGAAUGUGAAAGAUUUUGCAGGUUGGACACCACUGCAUGAAGCUUGCAACGUGGGAUAUUAUGAUGUUGCUAAGAUACUGAUAGCAGCUGGAGCAGAUGUUAACACACAAGGAUUAGAUGAUGACACUCCACUCCAUGAUUCCGCUAGUAGUGGGCACAGAGAUAUUGUGAAACUGCUGCUUCGUCAUGGUGGAAACCCUUUUCAAGCUAAUAAACAUGGGGAGCGUCCAGUGGAUGUGGCAGAAACAGAGGAGCUGGAGUUGUUGCUGAAAAGGGAGGUGCCUUUGUCUGAUGAUGAUGAGAGUUACACAGAUUCUGAAGAGGCUCAGUCUGUAAAUCCUUCCAGCGUUGAUGAAAAUAUUGACUCUGAGACAGAGAAAGACUCUCUCAUCUGUGAAAGUAAACAGAUAGUUCCCAGUAAAGCACCUCUUCCAUCUGCCCUUGAUGAGUAUGAGUUCAAAGAUGAUGAUGAAGAAGAAAUAAAUAAAAUGAUUGAUGACAGGCAUAUUCUUAGGAAAGAACUGCGAAAAGAGAAUGAAUCUGAAGUAGAAAAGAGUAGUUUAUUUGCAAAACAGGAAAAAGCUUUCUAUCCUAAAUCAUUUAAAAGUAAAAAACAAAAGCCAUCUAGGGUCUUGUAUUCAAGUUCUGAAAGUUCAGAUGAAGAAAUUCUUCAGAACAAAAAGUGUUCUGCUCCAUGUUCUGUUCCUGAAACAUCAAAUUCUGAUAUUCAAACCAAAAAGGAAUAUGGAGUUUCAAAUGAACACAAACAGAAAGGCAAAGUUAAAAGAAAAUUAAAGAACCAGAACAAAAAUAAAGAGAACCAAGAGCUGAAGCAAGAAAAAGAGGGGAAAGAAAAUACCAGAGUAACAAACUUGACAGUUAAUACUGCACUAGAUUGUUCAGAUAAGACCAGAGAUGAGGGGAAUUUUAGGAAAUCUUUUAGCCCGAAAGAUGAUACUUCAUUACAUUUAUUUCAUAUUUCCAGUGGUAAAUCUCCCAAACAUUCUUGUGGACUCAGUGAAAAGCAGUCAACACCACUAAAACAAGAACAUUCUAAAACCUGUUUAUCACCAGGAAGUUCUGAAAUGUCAUUACAGCCUGAUCUUGUUCGGUAUGACAAUAUAGAAUCUGAAUUCUUGCCAGAAAGUUCAAGUGUAAAAUCUUGUAAGCAUAAGGAGAAAAACAAACAUCAUAAAGAUUUCCACUUAGAAUUUGGUGAAAAGUCAAAUGCCAAAAUAAAAGAUGAUGAUCACAGUCCAACAUUUGAAAAUUCAGAUUGCACACUGAAAAAAAUGGAUAAAGAGGGUAAAACAUUAAAAAAACAUAAGUUAAAACAUAAAGAAAGGGAAAAAGAAAAGCAUAAAAAAGAAAUUGAAGGUGAAAAGGAAAAAUACAAAAGUAGGGAUGGUUCUAAAGAGCUGCAACGGAGUGUGGAAUUUGAUAGAGAGUUUUGGAAAGAGAAUUUUUUUAAAAGUGAUGAAACUGAAGAUCUAUUUUUAAGUAUGGAACAUGAGUCCCUAACGUUAGAAAAAAAGUCAAAGUUGGAGAAAAACAUAAAAGAUGAUAAAUCAACCAAGGAAAAGCAUAUCUCCAAAGAGAGAAACUUUAAAGAAGAACGGGAAAAGAUUAAAAAGGAAAGUGAGAAAUCUUUUAGGGAGGAAAAAAUAAAAGAUUUAAAAGAUGAGAGAGAGAAUGUACUUACAGAUAAAGAAACAGAAUUCAGCUCUUUAGGUGUAAGUGCCACUGAAGACACUAUAGGGUUACAUUCAGGGGAAAAAGAAAUAGAAAUUGAAAAGCAUAUGAAAGAAAGUAAGGAAAAAUCUGAAAAACGAUUUCAAACUAAAGAUAGGGACAUUGAGAGGGCUGACAGAAAAAAUUCUGAAAAAGAGAAGAAGAUAAAACAUGAGCAUAAGUCAGAGAAAGACAGAUUAGAUCCUAGUGACUCUGUCGACAGAAUAAAAGAAAAGGACAAGCUAUAUUCACAUCACACAGAAAAAUGCCAUAGAGAAGGUGAGAAGCUAAAAAACAUUACUACCAUUAAAAAAAACGAUGACAGAGAUAAAAGUAGAGAAAAGAUGGAUAGGAAACAUGACAAAGAAAAACCUGAGAAAGAGAGACAUCCAGCAGAGAGCAAAGAGAAGCACUUGAUGGAAAAAAAAAACAAGCCAUCAGAUAGUAGUGACUAUUCUAAAUCAGAAAAAAGCAAAAAUAAAGAAAAAGAUAGGGAGGUAGAUAAAAAGGACAAAUCUAGAGACAGUGUAAAUAUAAGUAAUUCCAAACACUUCCAGGAAGAGAGAAAGUCAAGUAUAACAGACAGUAAUAAAGCACAACAUGAAAAAACUUUCUCUCUCAAAGAAAAAACAAAAGAUGAACCUUUAAGAACUCCUGAUGGAAAAGAAAAAGAUAAAAAAGAUAAAGAUAUAGAUAGAUAUAAAGAACGAGACAAACAUAGGGAUAAAAUUCAACUGAGUAGUUCACUCAAACUAAAAUCUGAAGCAGAUAAGCCUAAACCUAAGUCAUCACCAGCAUCAAAAGAUACUCGGCCCAAAGAAAAGAGGCUCGUGAAUGACGACUUAAUGCAGACCAGCUUUGAAAGGAUGCUAAGCCUUAAAGACCUGGAAAUAGAGCAGUGGCACAGAAAACACAAGGAAAAGAUUAAGCAGAAAGAAAAGGAACGGUUGAGAAAUCGCAAUUGUUUAGAACUUAAAGUAAAAGAUAAAGAAAAAACAAAGCAUGCACUGGCUGAGUCCAAAAAUAAAGAACUUACUAGAUCAAAGAGUUCUGAGUUGACUGAUACUUACACUAAGGAGAAACACUGUAAAGAUGCUGUAAGUAAUAGAUCCCAAUCUGUGGACACCAAAAAUACAAUGAGUUUAGGCAAGUCAUCCUUUGUUUCAGAUAAUAGCUUGAACAGGUCUCCUAGAUCAGAAAGUGAAAAGCCAGGUCUCAGCUCCAGGUCUGUCUCCAUGAUUUCAGUGGCUAGCUCAGAAGAUUCCUGCCUUACUACAAUGACAACCCCAAGGCCUCCAGUUGAGUAUGACUCAGAUUUUAUGUUAGAGGGUUCGGAUUCUCAAAUGUCCUUUUCCCAGUCACCGUUUUUGCCAGUUGCCAAAUCUCCUGCCCUUCAUGACAGGGAGCUAGAUAGCCUGACUGACCUAUCAGAGCGGAUUAAAGCAUCGUAUGCUAGCAGGCUUCUGACUUCCCAUCUCCGGGCAUCUUCUGUCGAAGAUGCUAAACUAGUUACAAAUGAAGGGAGAUCAGCUGCAGAAGCCCGAAGAUGUAGCAUGCCCUCUGUCAUUUGUGAGCAUACAAAGCAAUUCCAAACAAUAUCAGAAGAGAGCAGUCAAGAUGGCUCAGCUGUGCCAAGAGAUAUUUGUCCUUCUCCCAAAUCUGAGGUAUCUUCCAACGUGCCUGAAAGAGAACUUUUGAGCGUGUCUAACAUACAUUCCAGUUUUGCAGCCUCUCCAACAAGAUCUAUAAACAGCAAAUAUAAUUCUGCUGAUACAAAUGUCAUCAAGGGCACUGCUCCCAUGGGCAUGCUGAUGGGCAGUCCUGUGCACUUAGAGCUCUCUAAUCAGGUUGGUGUGAUCCAAAGUAAGUCAUGGGAGAUGGAGUCGUUAAACACCGGGGACUUUAGCUGCCCAAAUUCUGCUGCACCUGAUCAAGAUUCUUCUGUUCAGGGUUUUUGUAAUCCUGAAAACAAAGUAUUGAGAGAACAGAAUAUUGAUUUUGUGUCCGUGCACCAGACUGAAUUGCCAGGAAACACUUGUGCUCAGGAUCCAGCGUCCUUUGUCCCUUCCCAGCAACCUUGCUCUUCUCACAGCCAAUCACUUUCAGAUGCUGAAUCUAUUUCCAGACAUACUUCUUUGUCCUAUGUCACCACUCAAGAACCAGGUAUUCUACAGCAGAAAAAUGCAAUUCAAAUGAUCAGUUCUGUUUUGGAUACUGAUACUGAACCUACAAAAGAUAUGGAAAAUACUUUUGUCCUAACAGACGUUCAGAAGACAGAUGCCUUUGUCCCAGUGUACUCUGAAAGCACUGUUGAAGAAGCAUCACCAAAUUUUGAGAAAGCUAGUACUUUGCCAGUAUUGACAUCAGAAAAGGACUUUAAUGGAAGUGACGGGUCUUCCCAGCCAAAUCCUCAUUACGCAUUUAGCAAGCUAAUGUUUAAGUCUUCCAGUGGCCAUGAGGCUGAAAAAAGCACUUCUGAUACUCAGGAUGCUUCACAUGAAAAAGAAAACAAACUGGAGAGUUUGGUUUUGACUCAUUUAAAUGAUAAGUGUGAUUCUGAUUUAUGUGAAAUGAAUGCAGGAGUGCCAAAAGGAAACCUGAGUGAACCAGAUAAUCCAAAACAUUGUCCUGAAAGUGAGAAGUGUUUGCUUUCCAUCGAGGAUGAGGAGUCACAACAGAGUACUUUAUCGAGUCUGGAGAACCAUCCACAGCCAUUGGCUCCACCAGAAAUGCAUAAAUACGGACACUUAGUUAAAGUAGAACUAGAGGAAAGUGCUGAAGAUGAUAAACCUGAAAACCAGAUCCCUCAGAGGAUGACCAGAAACAAAGGAAACACAGGAGCCAGUCAAAGCAAGCAGCUUCUGGCCAGCUGUGCACUGUUGCCAGACAAAGACAGUGAGUCUGCGUCCCCUCGAGGAAGAAUAAGAUUAACUGAGGAGGACGACCCUCAGAUUCACCACCCGCGGAAAAGAAAAGUGUCUCGGGUGCCUCAGCCAGUGCAAGUGAGUCCGUCUCUGCUGCAAGCAAAAGAGAAAACCCAGCAGUCCCUGGCUGCCAUUGUGGACUCGCUGAAGCUCGAUGAGAUCCAGCCAUACAGCUCAGAGCGCGCAAAUCCCUAUUUUGAAUACUUGCACAUAAGAAAAAAGAUUGAAGAGAAGCGCAAGUUGUUAUGUAGUGUGAUCCCUCAGGCACCUCAGUAUUACGAUGAAUACGUGACAUUUAAUGGGUCAUAUCUCCUGGACGGAAACCCCUUAAGCAAGAUCUGCAUACCCACAAUUACACCCCCACCUUCACUGUCAGAUCCACUUAAAGAGCUUUUUCGACAACAGGAAGUUGUCAGGAUGAAACUACGUUUGCAGCACAGUAUUGAAAGGGAAAAACUCAUUGUAUCCAAUGAACAGGAGGUUCUUCGGGUUCAUUACAGAGCUGCAAGGACACUGGCAAAUCAGACACUGCCAUUCAGCGCAUGCACAGUUCUCCUGGACGCAGAAGUGUACAGCGUGCCCCUGGAUGCCCAGUCUGAUGACAGUAAAACUUCUGUGAGGGAUCGCUUUAAUGCAAGACAGUUCAUGUCAUGGUUACAAGAUGUGGAUGAUAAAUUUGACAAAUUAAAGACCUGUCUUUUAAUGAGGCAACAGCAUGAAGCUGCAGCUUUAAAUGCCGUCCAGAGGUUAGAAUGGCAGCUCAAACUCCAGGAACUUGAUCCUGCCACCUAUAAAUCUAUCAGCAUCUAUGAAAUUCAGGAGUUUUACGUUCCCCUGGUUGAUGUUAACGAUGACUUUGAAUUGACUCCUAUAUAGCAGCCGUUACUUCCUGAUGGUGUCUUAAACAAAUGAGGCUCAAGAGUUACGCUGUGGAAUGCUGCCUUUUGACAAAAAUACGAUAUUAUGCCUUCACAAUUGUUAGUAAAGUUCAACUAAAGUUGGUGAUGUAGUAAACACUGUCAUUUUAUUAAAAACGAAAAGAAUUAUUUUGGAUCUUAGAUCCAAGCAGUUUCUAACUGAAAACUACUAUUUAUAUUGGUGGAAGGUGACUCACAUUGGAGCCCGUUGGCAGAUGUCAUAGUUGAGUAGGGAGCAGAGGGGCUGCUAAUGGCGCUGGAAGCUGUUAGCGCUCUGUGUACGAGGUGACUGCGGGUGUUCAGGUUCUGUCACAGUCUGCUAAGAUAGAUCAACAAACUAAAAGGCGCAGUUUCUAAUGUGGAAGGAAAACUUGGCACAAAAUUUCUUCAGUUUAUUUUAUCUGUAAGUUAAUUGUAUAGCUUUCUUUUCGAAAGUUUUAAUAUUGUCUUCCUUUUUAAUAACUU
This is a messenger RNA of Budorcas taxicolor (takin), 6706 nucleotides long. It is a transcript of the gene ANKRD12, whose product is annotated as ankyrin repeat domain 12. The record is from RefSeq and is a predicted model, not a curated record. The transcript is spliced from 12 exons. Gene Ontology annotation, molecular function: protein binding. Gene Ontology annotation, cellular component: nucleoplasm. Bases 42 to 6200 code for a protein of 2052 amino acids. Lineage: Eukaryota; Metazoa; Chordata; Mammalia; Artiodactyla; Bovidae.